Molecule: messenger RNA, 2106 nt
Organism: Theileria annulata
Lineage: Eukaryota; Apicomplexa; Aconoidasida; Piroplasmida; Theileriidae
Exons: 1
Coding region: 1-2106 (701 amino acids)
Biological process (GO): regulation of DNA-templated transcription
Molecular function (GO): double-stranded DNA binding
Source: RefSeq, a predicted model, not a curated record
AUGUUAUUGUGUUAUAAUUCUCUUUUAUUUUUACUGGCCUUCCGCAUUAGUUUUAUCAAUUCCAUUUCACACAAUUAUAAACUUCUUUACAUUAAUUAUCCUAAUAUUUUAAGCAAUUUUAAUCCUAAUAAGUCUGAUUUAACAUGUAAUAUAUUUUUUGGAAACAAAGGUAUCUCUCUUGAUACUGAUGAAUAUAAAACACAACAUCAUAUAAACGAAUAUUUCAAAAAACUCCCUUAUAAAACUGAAAACAUUGUUAAUCCAGAUCAACCGCCAGGUUCUUCAUCUAGAGAAGAUCUAAAGGGUCAUAAUAUACCAAUUGCUAAUAAUGUUCUGACUGACGUGUUACCUCUGGCUCCACUUUCGGAGGAUGAACCAUUAGAGGAAAUAGUUGAAGAUAAUGACCUGACAAGACCUCCAUCCAACAAGGAAGACUGGAACCUGAAACGGAUAUCGCACGGGAGGUAUUUUUGGCAUAAAUUCUUUGCUAAACCUUCAGAACAAACACUCAAAGCCUUAAGGUGGUUUAAACAAGAACACGACCAAACUAGAUGUAACAGGAUUCUGGAAAGGACAUAUACUCAGUUGCCUAAGAUUAUGCCUCAAAAGGGACCAGACGGCAAAAUUUUACCCCUAACUAGGUCAGAAAAAUUGAUGAAUAGACACUCAUUAAAGGUUAAUAAGAAGAUAAUUGGGUAUGAUAAUAGUGGAGAAGCCAGUAAUUUAUUAAUAUUGCUGAAUUAUCCAACAGAAAAGCUGGUAGGUUUGGUGGAGAAGCUCAGAAUGCCUGGAGUUUUAAAUCUCGAAAACUAUGAACUGUUAAGACUACUUAACUAUUCAAUGGCAUAUUUGGCCAAAACAAACAAUUUCACUAAUGUUAUCCAAUUUUUAUUAACUUUAGGUAAAUUUAACGAUAAUUUGAAGCUACCAAAGGAUGAAACAGAUUCAGAGGAUAAUAAUAAGCCAGAGCCUAUAAUACUACCAGAUAAUAGUAUAGCAUACAUAACAAUGGCUAAGGGUAAUAUAUAUAAAGGAAAAAUCAAACGAGUGUUCAUGAGAUAUAAACCAAUGGUAUAUUCAAUAAUUGGAAGACUAAAAAAUGACCCAUUUAAUAAGAAGUUUUUAUUACCAAGAAAAGCGAGACCUGAACCCAUAAGAGAGUUUUAUCCAACCUAUAACACUGAUUCUGCCCUAACAAAGUUCUUAGAAGAGGCCCUGGAACUAGAGAUAAAAUGCUCCGAGGAAGAAUAUGAUCAUGACAAGACUAUGGACAGAUCAUUUUCUGAUCAAUUUGAUGGAAAUUCAGACUAUACAACUAAGAAAAGUAUUAAUAAAUUUGAUCGUCCAACUACAAUCAAUUUUAGUAAAGAGCUAAAAGAAUAUUUAAUAAAGGGCAUUAGUGAAUUAUCACCUUCAAGUAUCAAGGAAAUGUUAAAAUUUAACAAAAAUCUAGGAAUACUUAAAACAGCCACUUUAAUAAAUAGAAUUAUGAAAUUGCAUACUGAAAUUGGAAUGAGCUAUAACGAAAUAAUUAGAGUUUGUAUCUAUAGUCCUGGAAUACUUUCAAACGGAAGUUAUAAACAAAGGUGUUUGAAAAUAUACGACAUUGAUGAAAGCUUUACACACGAAGUAGUAAAUAAAUUGGUUAGAAGUUUUCCCAAACUCUUAUCAUAUAAUAUUGAUCGUAAUGUGAAGCCUAAAACAUUAUAUUUGCUAAGGGUAAUGGGUAAAUCAGUAUCAGAUUUACUGGAUUUCCCUAAAUAUCUAAGUUUUUCUCUUUAUGAUCGAAUAAUACCAAGACAUUUCAGUAUAAUGAAUAAAUUUUACAACGGAGAGUUCCUGAGCGUUUAUCAAUUCUUAUUCCAAACUGGAUUCUACCCUUCAUAUGGUCAACCGGUAACACACCCCAAGAUUCCAAACACUUUACCGGAAAACCACGAUAAAUUUAUGUCGUUCUAUAUGGAAUUGAAUAGAGAUUUGAGUUUAAAAGAUAUGCUAACCACCUCGGAAGAGGACUUUUGUAGAAUAUAUAAUUUAACGUAUAGGAAUAUGGUAGAAGGUAAGAAAUACGCCUUAAAAAUUCCAUUACCAACCAAUGUACAGUAA